Messenger RNA from Medicago truncatula (barrel medic), 4146 nucleotides. RefSeq lists its product as uncharacterized. The transcript has a single exon. The coding region runs from base 1 to 4146 and encodes 1381 amino acids. NCBI's taxonomy places the organism in Eukaryota, Viridiplantae, Streptophyta, Magnoliopsida, Fabales, Fabaceae. Gene Ontology annotation, molecular function: RNA-DNA hybrid ribonuclease activity; nucleic acid binding. The record is from RefSeq and is a predicted model, not a curated record. Gene Ontology annotation, biological process: DNA integration.
AUGUCCGUUUAUGGAGUUGCUGACUCCCUUAAGUGCAAGCUUCUGGCGGGAACUUUUGCUGAUGCAGCUUUGCGCUGGUACAUGAGCCUUCCGCGUUUCUCCAUUAUAAGUUACCUGGACAUGACAAAGAAGUUCACUCAACAGUUCUCCGAGACCCGCCACCGGAAGGUAUUAUCAACUAGCUUGUUCAACGUCCGUCAGGGUCCAAGCGAAUCAUUGAGGGAAUACCUCGCCCGCUUCAAUGAUUCGACAAUCAAAGUCUCCAACCCCAACCAAGAAGUUUUUGUAGGCGCCUUUCAGAAUGGUUUACGUGCGGGACAAUUUAAUGAGUCACUCGCCCAAAAACCCGCUGACUCGAUGGAAGAGAUAAUAGCUCGUGCUGAGUGUUAUGUGAAGGGGGAAGAAAGCAACGCUGAAAAGAGGGCUAGAGAUGUGAAAGAAAGAGGAAAUUCUGGUGGGGAGCGUAGAAACCACCACGUUCCUCCUAGCAGAGACAGAGGAACGUUCAAGAAACUGUAUGAAAGAAACCAACAGCGCUACGUUCCCGAAUACUUUACCCCUUUGAACGCUCGCCCAGAGAAAAUUCUCAAGGAAGUUUACGAGUCCAAAAUAAUCCCGCCACCUCCUCUCAGUCGCGCCCGAAUAAUGGAUCAUGAUAAAGACGCCUGGUGCAAAUACCACUUGAUACAAGGUCAUAACACAGAUGAUUGUAUUCAUCUGAAAAGAGAAAUCGAGAAACUCUUGCUUAACAGGAAGCUGCGUGGUUAUGCUAAGGAGAAACACCGCAACGAGAGACAGGAAGAUAAGCCUAACCCUGAACCAAAGCACACUUUACACACAAUUUCUGGAGGUUUCGCUGGAGGAGGGGAGUCAAAUAAUUCAAGGAAGAAGUACGCCCGCCAGGUGAUGCUUCUAGGAGACAGUCCUUCAUCGCCUAGAGAAUUCCAAGACAUCACCUUCUCAUCCGAAGAUUUCGGACGAGUGCUUCCCCACGAUGAUGACCCGCUGGUGAUUUCUGUUCAGUUGCUCAACUGGGAGAUUAAAAGGGUGCUUGUGGACACCGGAAGCUCGGCUGAUGUAUUAUAUUUCGAUGCUUUUUCCAUGAUGGGCUUAAGCGAAGAGCAGCUCCAGCCGUUCAACGGGACCCUCUCAGGGUUUACAGGCGAAAGAGUACACGUACGUGGUUAUGUCACUUUAAAAACCGUUUUCGGCACUAGAGACCAACAAAAAUCGAUUAAAGUGAGAUACUUGGUAAUACACUCGCCCAGUUCUUAUAAUGUGAUCAUUGGUCGUCCUUCUAUCAACCUUCUAGACGCCUUCGUAUCCACAAAACAUCUGUUAAUGAAGUAUCCACUCGACAACGGGCGCGUUGGAACGGUGCAUGGUGACCAGAAGGUCGCACGUGAAUGUUAUCACGCCAACCUCAAACUCAAGAAGCACGAGAAGUUUGAAGUCCAGGUUAUCGACCUCGAUCCUCGUGAAGAUUUUCCCCAAGAAAGGAUAGAGCCUAUCGAAGCAGUGAAAGACAUCGUUAUUGGGCUUUUGCCACAUCAAAUCACAAAGAUUGGAACGUCCCUUACUGAGUCAGAGGAAGAGAUUCUGGUUCAGCUUUUGAAAGAGAAUGUUGAUUUGUUCGCCUGGGCGCCUUCUGACAUGCCCGGAAUUGAUAUAAAGGUAGCUUGCCAUCAUCUGGCGGUCAGAACAUCUGUCAAACCAGUAGUUCAAAGGAAACGCAAGAUGGGAGAAGAAAAAAGAAAAGCAGUAGACGAAGAGGUUAAAAAGUUACAGGAGGCUCACUUCAUUUGUGAAAUAAAAUAUCCCACUUGGCUCGCCAACACCGUCCUCAUAAAGAAAGCAUCAGGAAAGUGGAGAAUGUGUGUUGAUUAUACGGACCUUAAUAUGGCUUGUCCAAAGGAUCCGUAUCCUCUUCCAAGCAUUGAUCAUCUAAUAGAUAACGCGUUAGGCUAUAAAACCCUGAGUUUCAUGGACGCAUACUCUGGUUACAAUCAGAUUAAAAUGGACCCGUUAGAUGCCCCCAAAACCGCCUUCAUGACUAAUCAGAGAAACUAUCACUACCGAGUUAUGUCUUUUGGUUUACGUAAUGCCGGGGCCACAUUUCAGCGAUCUAUGGAUACAAUAUUUAGCAAACAGAUCGGAAGAAACCUUGAAGUAUAUAUCGACGACUUAGUGGUAAAAACUUCUGAAGAGCGGACCCACUCAGACGAUUUGCAUGAAAUCUUCCAGCAGAUUAGGAAGUUCAAUAUGCGCCUCAAUCCCGCAAAGUGCACGUUCGGGGUUCAGGCAGGGAAAUUUCUGGGUUUUCUCUUGACAAAAAAGGGGAUCGAAGCUAAUCCGGACAAGUGUCAGGCGAUCAUUAACAUGAGAAACCCAUGCACUAUUAGAGAAGUCCAGCAGUUAACAGGCAGGUUGGCGGCGUUAUCAAGAUUUCUAUCUUGCUCCGGAGAUAAAGCAUUCGCCUUUUUUGCUACGAUAAAAAAGAAGGAAGAGUUUGAAUGGACCCAGGAGUGUGAUGAAGCUUUCCACAAAAUCAAGCGUUUCCUGACUACGCCGCCAGUUUUACAUUGCCCAUCAAAGGGGGCGUUUUUGUUCUUAUACCUCUCAGUCUCUGAUAAUGCUUUAAGUUCAGUACUGGUGGAAGAAUCUGACGAACGUGAAAGGCCGAUAUACUUUGUGAGCAGAGUCCUUAAGGGAGCUGAACUACGUUACCAGAAAAUUGAAAAGUUAGCUUUGGCUGUUAUAAUAACCGCCAGGAAGUUACGCCAUUAUUUUCAAAGCCAUAAAGUCGUCAUCAGAACAAAUUACCCCGUGAAACAAAUUCUUGGUAAACUGGAUUUGGCAGGAAGAAUGCUAUCUUGGUCCGUCGAGUUGUUAGAAUACGACAUUCAGUUCGCCCCUCGAAAUAACAUCAAGUCUCAGGUUCUGGCAGAUUUCGUGGUAGAAUUUACCUCGCCAGUCAAAGAAUCCCCCCCUCAUGUGUGGUUAUUAUCAGUAGAUGGCUCGUCCAAUAUAAAAGGAAGCGGGGCUGGCGUUGUCUUGGAAGGUCCAGGCGACUUACUCAUUAAACAGUCUUUAAAAUUCGAUUUCAAAGCUAGCAACAAUCAAGCAGAAUAUGAAGCUCUGAUCGCUGGAAUGUUGUUAGCCCAAGAGAUGGGAGCAAGGAAUCUCAGAGCUCGAAGUGAUUCUCAACUCAUGACCAAUCAAAUUUCUGGGGAGUACCAGACCAAAGAUCAGCAGCUUUCCAAGUACUUAGCUAGGGUGCAGAAGUUAGCUCACGAUUUUCAGUUCUUUGAAGCCAUAUAUGUCCCAAGGGAAUCAAAUUCACGAGCUGACUUGUUGGCUAAACUAGCUAGCACCAAAAAGCCUGGAAAUAAUCGAACGGUGAUCCAAGAGGUGAUAUCUGCUCCUAGCACCGAAGAGAAAGCAAUUUUCAAGAUAAGUCAAGAAUCUGAAGGAUGGAUGACUCCACUGUUAAAGUUCUUGACGGGUUCUUUCGUCGCCAAAAACGAAGAGGAAGCUCAAUUAGUCAGAAGGCGGGCGACUAAAUUUGUGAUUAUCGCCGGCAAGCUCUAUAAGCGAGGUAGAGCUUCACCAUUGCUUAGAUGUUUGGGCGAGGACGAAACGGAGUUGGUCCUCUUAGAGGUACAUGAAGGAGUUUGUGGGAGUCAUAUUGGCGGGCGAUCUCUGGCUGCAAAGCUAUUACGGGCUGGGUAUUACUGGCCUAAAAUGGCUCAUGAUUGUUGUGAAUUUGUGAAGAAGUGUGAUAAGUGCCAACGUUUUUCCGAUAGAAAGAAUGCUCCUGAGAACGAGCUCACGUCCGUGUUUUCUCCGUGGCCUUUCCACAAGUGGGGGGUUGAUAUCGUGGGACCUUUUCCUCAGGCCCCUGGGCAGUUGAAAUUCCUCAUCGUGGGCGUCGACUACUUUACAAAAUGGGUCGAAGCAGAGGCAGUCUCCAAGAUCACAGCGGAACGAGUGGUGAAGUUUUACUGGAAGAAGAUUAUCUGCCGUUUUGGUCUCCCAAAGUAUAUUGUGACAGAUAACGGGACACAGUUUGCUAGUUCUAAAGUCAUAAAUUUUUGCAAGCAGCUGGGAAUAGAAACGAAAUUUGUCUUCGUCAUCCACCCUUAA